Amyelois transitella is the source of this 7027-nucleotide messenger RNA. RefSeq names its product nucleoprotein TPR (gene Mgtor). Gene Ontology annotation, biological process: protein import into nucleus; mRNA export from nucleus. Gene Ontology annotation, cellular component: nuclear pore. Gene Ontology annotation, molecular function: structural constituent of nuclear pore. The transcript has 14 exons. Bases 36 to 6734 code for a protein of 2232 amino acids. The record is from RefSeq and is a predicted model, not a curated record. Lineage: Eukaryota; Metazoa; Arthropoda; Insecta; Lepidoptera; Pyralidae.
GGGUUAUUUUUUCUUCAUUCAUUCAUUUUACAAAGAUGGAGGUUGAAAGUAGUGAUACCGGUGGUAAAAAGCAUUUGGAAAAUGUUUUAUCGGAAGAGGAAUUGGCUACUUUGCCUGCUCCAGUUGCGGAGAAAAUAAAUACAUAUAUUGACCAACAAUUUGAAGAAUAUUUGACAUCUAAAGCGCUCCACGAGACCAGUAAAUCUCAAAUUGGAGAUAAAAUUGCCACUUCAGAAGCUACUAUACUGGAAUUAACAGCUAAGUAUGAUGAAGCUGCAAAAAAGUUACAAACUGCUGAUGAAACAGUAACUGAACUGAGUAAACAAGUAGAAUCACUCAAUGCCGAAUUACAAAAAGCUCGUGAUAAAAUAGGACGGCUAGAAAAUGAAAUUAUAUCUCUUAAAAGCUCUCGAGAUGCUGCUGUUGAUGAAAGAAAUGACCUGACCCGAAUCCUACAACGACGAGAUGCAGAAAUUGAAAGAUUAACAACAAAUGAAGCAUCAAUUUCACAACAGCUGCGUGCAGCUAUUGAUGCAAAAUGUGAGGCAUUGGCCAUGAAUGAUGAAAUUCAAAGUAAAGAACUCUCUCUUCAAUACCGUGAAAAAAGAAUAGAACAAGAAAGAAUCCUUUUGAAUUCUCAAAUUUCAGGACUUACAGAGGAGGUGAACAGACUUACUUCUGAACUUCAGACGUCAAGACUUAACAGUACUAGUAGACUUGUCAAUUUGGAGACCCAGUUAGCUGAAAAGGUCGAGGAGCUUAAUGUAGCUAAUGAAACAAUUUCACAAUUGAAUGAAGUAAAAAAGAAUCUAAAUAAUCGUGCUGAAAAUUUGACACAGAGAUUGAUGGAGCAAAGAGAAAUAGAAAAUAAAAUGACUGAGAACUAUAAAAAAGAAUUAGAUGCUAAAACGAAACUGGCAGAUUUGUUCAAAACUAUGCAUGAUGAUGCAGAGGCAAAAACACAAGAACUUACUGAAGGAAUUGCUGAACUCCAAAAAAUGUUAAAUGAAGCUACUGAAAAGUAUGGUGAACUGGAAACGAAAUACAAACAAGCUGAAUUAGAUCAUGAAGAGUUAAUGGAAAAAAAAAAUGAAGUUAUAGCAUCUUUGAAAAAUGAAUUGGAACAUGCGAAUGAUCUACUAAAAGCUGCUAAUGCUCAAAAUCUGGAUCUGGCUUUAAGUGAUUUAGCGCCAUCUGCGGCCACAGCAAGUAAACUUUUGAAGUCAGGGAUGUCAUUAACUCAAAUUUAUUCACAAUUGGUGAAAGUGACUGAAGAUUUAGCUCAAGAAAAAGAAGAAAAUAGGCGUCUUAAUAUUACUAUUAACACGAUAGUCCAAGAAUUAGAAGAAAAAGCCCCAGUCUUACAAAAACAGAAAGCUGAAUAUGAGGAAGCUCUUGAAAGUAAUACAGCAUUAUCACAACAAAUUGAUUCAUUAGUGACCGAGUGUAAUAGAUUGAGGGAUGAUUACAGUGAAUCAUCUAAAAUUGCUAAUCAUUACACAAGAGAGAAUUCAAAAUUAAAAGGAGAGUUGGCCGAUUUAGGUCGUCAAGUAUGUUUCCUACUCAAAGAAAUUGAACAUAGUAGAGGAGGGCUAAUACCCAAUGGUGAUCAUGACUCAUCUCACACAGCUUCUAACACGACAAAUUCAUCAGAACUCAGUUCAUCUCGAAUCAUUUCUAAAACCCUAGUUACAUUUAGUGACAUUCAAGAGUUACAGGCAAAUAAUCAAAAAUUGCUGAGAAUGGUUCGUGAAUUAACAGAUAAGCAAGAAGAGUUUGAACGUCAUAAAGAACAAUAUGAAAGUGGUGAGCUUCAAACUAAAAUUGAAUCAUUGAAGAAUAGAGUAACCGAAUUAACUGAAGCUCAAGAAAGACAAACAAAAAUGGUUAAUGGACUCAUAAGACAGCGAGAUAUGUUUAAGAAACUUUAUCAUGAUCUUAUGAAGGGAAAACGCCAUGAGUCUGCCUUUACAUUAGAUACUUCUGAUUUAGAAAAAGGUGACUCUUAUGCCAUGGAUACUUCUUCUGAGAAGCUUAAUAAAUCUGCAACAGUCGAAACAAAUUUUGAAAUUAAAUACAAAGAAACUGAAAAACAAUUAGAACUUCUUAAAGAAGAAUUCAAAACUUACAAAGAGGAGAAAAUUACCAAUGAAAGAAUGUUGUUUGAACAAAUUGAUAAUAUGAGGCAGGAGAUAGGAAAACUUACAGCAGCCAACAGUAAGUGUGCAUCUACUUCUGAAUAUAACAAUGAAAGACUUAAGAUUUUGCAAAUAAAUAUUGCCACUUAUAAGAAACAAAUAUCUUCAUUAGAAGAAAAGAAUAAAGCAUAUAAUGCUACGAUAGCUAAACAUGAAGUGUCUUUGCAACAUUUACGAGAUGAAGCACUAAAUGCUCAGAGUAAACUUUCGGCUGCAGAAAUACAAGUUGAAAAUUUAAGACUGGAAUGCAAAUUACUUAAAGAUGCUGAAGUGCGUUUGCAAACAGAGAAAGAAAUUUUAAAUAGAGAAAGGCAAGGGCAGUCCAUGUUAAUGAAGAAUUUGGAAUUGAUAAAGGCAAGUUUAGAACGUGUGGAAGCUGAAAAUCGUACCAAAUUGGAAUCAAGAUUGGAUGAAGCUACAAGAGAAUGUUCGGCUCUAAGAAGACGAUUACAGGAAGAACAAGAUCGAUUUAGAGAAUUGGCUGCUCAUCUUGAACGCCAAACAGAAACUGCCAAAACACGUAUGCAAGAAGAAAAGGAUGCAGCUGACGUUAUGCGAACCGAAAUACAACAAUUGCGAGAAAAUCUUUUGGAAAAGAACAAAUCUAAUGAGGAACUUGCAAAGAGACUUAAGAUGGCAUUAGCGCCAAGUACAGAUGGGGCAUUUGAAACAAUAAAGAAAAUAAGAGAGCUAGAAAAUAAGUUAUCUGAUGGAGACACUGAAAUUAAAUCGCUUCAAGAUCAAUUGGCUGUCGCUAAAGAGCAUAUUAAACAAUAUUGUGAUAUUUCUGAGUCUGCGGAAAAAGAACUAAAGAACCUUCAUAGUGAGUAUCAAACAUAUAAAUCUGAAACUGAAACAAAAUUGACAGAUUAUGUACAGAAAAUACAAAACUUGGAAGAUAAAUGUUCCGAAUUAGAGGCUGAACUAUCUCUUCAUGCAAAUGGUGAACAUUCCAAUAGCAAUAGUAUUUUGAAAACUGAAUUAACUAAUGUAAAAGAAGAAUUGCAAAGCGCUUUGGAAAAUUAUAAUAGCUGUCGUACAGAACUUGAAGAAUCACGAUUAGAAAUCACUAAAUUAUCUGAAGCAGUUCAAAAUGCUGAAGAGAAAUAUUCACAUGAAAUGAUUUUGCAUUCUAGUGACAUUCAAGCUCUGACACAAGUUAAGGAGGAAUUAUCUAGAGUACAAAAUCAAUUGAAUGAACUAGUUGCGCAAAAAAACAGUGCUCUUGAAAAACUAGAGACUGAAAAGGCGGCUUGGGAAGAAAGGCAGAAGAUUCUUAUUGGAGAAAAUGAUCAACUAACACAGCGUUUGAAAGAUCUAAAUGAUCAAAAUACCUUACUGCAUGAUCAAAUCCAAGCUUUAGGCACACAAUUAUCAGUUUCCCAUGCUUCUAGAUCAUAUUCCGAAAGUAUGAAUGAAUCUGCCAAUGAGUCAUUGAAUGCAUCUGUGACUGAAGAAGAUGGAAAAUCUUCUGAACAAUUAUUCCAAAUAGUUAAAUUCUUGAGGAAAGAAAAAGAUAUUGCUAUGGCUAAAUUUGAUAUUCUACAGGCAGAAUCUAUGAGACUUAAAUCACAGCUGGAAAUUGCAGAAAAACAACUUGAUGAUGCCAAAUUAGCUUUGGCUGCAGAAAGGGAAAGAUCUGAAGUAAAAAUGGUAACAGUGAAUAAGCAAUCUGACAUUUUAAGAAAAGUCGAGACUUUAAAUGCUCUAACAGACAGUAACAGAAUUUUGAGAGAAGAACGUGAUAGUCUCUCUGCUAGAGUUGAAGAACUUACUACAUUGGUAAAAUCACUUGAAGAUAAACUUUUACCUUUACAAGAAAAGAUAUCGGACUUGACUUCCAAAAAUGAAACUUUAGUAUCUGAAAAUACAGCUCUGAAGGCAGAUUGUGCUAGAUGGAGAACGAGAGUGAAUGCUUUGGUUGAAAGAGCAAAUAAGACUAGUCCAGAGGAUUGGAAACGACUACAAAACGAACGUGAAACAUUGGCUAAAAUGUUAACCAAUGAAAAAGAGAUGGUAAGAAAACUUACUGAAGAGUUAGGAUCAGUCAAAGUAGAAAAAACUAAAGUUGAAGAACAUUACACAUUAAUGUCGAGACAACAGAGCCAAUUGGUUGAAGAAAACAAAAAGCUUAAUGAAGAAAUACAAGUUCUUAAAGAUGAUACGUCACGAAUUACCGAAGAACUUACUAAACUAAAAGCUGAAGUUAUGUCUGCUAAUGAGUCUAACACCAAAUUAUCUGAUGAAUUGUCGUCCAAGGAUGCUUCUUUAACAGACAUCAGAAAUAAAGAAAUGCAAAUUAGGAAAAUCGCUAAGAAAUAUAAAGCUCAAUAUGAAGAACUUGUGAAAACAACAGAAGAAGAUAAAAAGAAAUCUGAAGGAGAAGCAGCGGCUGCAGGCAGUGCCUUGGCUGAAAGUACCAAGCGUCUUGAAGAGCAGUUGAGCGAGCUUCAAUCUCAACUGGAAACUGAAAGGGCGAGUAAUGAACAACUAAAACAAGAACUUGAAGCUCUGAGAACUGCAAAUUUAGAUAAAGAAGACAAAGCUAAACAAGUACUGAAACAUGCGAAAAACAAAAUAGUGCAACUAACUGAAUUAAAAAAUACUCUAAGCCGGGAGCUGGACGAAUCGCGUAACCUCGCUCAGAGUACUCGUGAUGAGCAAGAUGUUCGCUUGGCUCUUAUAAAGUCCCAGUAUGAGGGUCGUCUUUCGAGACUAGAAAAAGAAAGAGGCGAGGCACAAGCUGAAAAAGCUAGGGAAGUAGAGGCUCUGAUGCAAAAAGUUAACAUGCUGCAGAGACAGUUAGCUAGCCAAUCAUCAAGCUCAAAACAACAGACUACGACGGAGAAGACUACUACUGAUCCUCCCACCGCCAACAUCAAGCCCAUGGCUGGUGUAGCCCAACAGAGCGUGAGCGCGAGAGGGCGGGGCGGCGAGACUCCGCUGGCGUCCAUCCGUCCGAUGGCGCAAGUGGGCCCCACAGCGCCGCACGACGCGCACAGCACCGAGUACAUGCCCGCCUCCUCCUCGCGACCCCUGCCCCGCGCCGCGCUAGCCGCCUCCUCCGCCUCCGCAUCGUCCGCCCCACCGGAGUCCACGCAGGAUAUGGAUACCAGUGAGGUCGGUAUGGGCAGUUCCGGAUCUAGUGAAAAUAGUGCUCAACCUUCUACACAUUCCCAGGCUCCACAACAGGCCGUAGCACUAGUAAUGCCGCGCAUCGAGCAGACAAGCGGCGCGGCGAGCGGCGCGGGCAGCGUGUCCGCCAGCUCGCACGCGCCCAGCGUCACCAGCGUGGCAUCGCCGCAACCGCCGGCUGCGCCCGUCACAGGAGCAACAAGCGGCGUGCAAGCAUCAGCGAGCUGCGCCGGCGCCGCGUCAGGCAGCGUGAGCACGUCGCACGCGCCGCCCGGCGUCAGCACGUCCGCGCCCGCGGGGGUGAGCACGUCCGCGCACGCGCCGCCUGAACAACGACCCGCCAAGAGGAGGCUCCAGCCGAGACCCAUCACCGCUAAGAGGACCAGGGUGCAGGGCUUCGAGCGGUCUGUUGAGGUAGAGUAUCAAGUGCCGACAUCAUCGCGAUGCGAGGAUGACGAAGGUGUUAUAGUUGUUGACUCCGAAGAAGACGACGAAAGAUGUACUGGCACUAUGUACAGGGAAGGUGAAGAGGAUGAAGAAGAUAUGGAAGAAGAACAGGAGGUGGAGGGCGGCGAAGAAGAAGAGGAGCCCGAGGGUGACGAUGGAGAAAGUGCGGCACGGCAGGAAUCUCCUGCGCAAUCCCCGGAAGCAGGCGACGAGGGGGAAGAGGCGGAGGUGGGGGAGGAGGCUGAGGAGGGCGACGACGCGGACGCCGCACAGCCCGACCUCGCGCCCGCCAGGCCGCAGAUAGAGGCCAUCAGCAGCGGCACUGAACCAAGCGGAACGCUUUCCCUGGGUGGCAACGGAGGUGACGAUGGAGAUGAUAGCAUAGUUCCUUCAACUCCAACCCUCUAUGUUCCGAGACGCAAUGACGGCUUCGGCGAGGCGGUGGUGUCGCCGCUGGGCGCGGGCGCGGGCGCGGGCGCGGGCGGCGCGCGCUUCACGUUCGCGGAGGCGGGCGCGGCGUCCGCGCACCACGACACGCACGCCGACCUCGCGCCCGCGCUGCCCCCUCCGGCGCAGCCCAAGCCGACUGACUCGCAGCGCGCUGAAGGUACGGAGUCUCGUGACUGGGAGGAGUCCCGUGGGGAGGAAGAAACCACUGCAGUCAGUUCACAGGGAAGCGAGCCAUCUUCACCACACCAGCCGGCCGAGGAAGGUCGCGAGGCGGAGGCUAGCGCGCCGACGGCGGCCAGCACGGCGGCCGCACGCCGCGCCCCGCUCGCGCCGCACCAGCCGCCCGCCGCGCCCGCGCCCGCCCCCGCCCCCGCUCCCGCGCCCGCCCCCGCUCACCACCAACGAUGGAUGCGAGCCGCAGAUAGCGAAAGUGGAAAUCGAGGACGUGGGAUGAGGUCACGAGGCCGGCCGUCGCGAAGAUCCCAUAAUUAUCAUAGGUUUUAAAAUAAAUAAAGCCAUACAUUAAAUACAUUUUCCUAAGGUAAUAAAUAAAUAUUGAUGUAUUCAUGUACGCGACUAAGUUAAAAUGACAUAUUCAAUUUUUUUCAAUUGAUAAUACUAAAAUUAUUCAGGACCUAUAAUGUUUGAAGAUUCAUAAACGAUGAUGUGUGAUUCUGCUAGUGAUGAUAAUGUAUGAUUAAUCUGAACUAUUCCAUAUAAGACUCGAUAUGGGUGUGUAAUUUUAAGCAUUGUUUUGGUAAAUAUAUUUCGUAGAAAAUAAAUGUUUAAAAACUUCU